CGCAGUCUUCUCCAUUUUCCUCCGAGUGAUCGCAACAAUGUCGACUCUUCUCGGUGUUAUCCUAACUACUGUCGCAGUCUUAGUUCAGCAAGAAAGCGCUGUGGCACAAUACCCCGAACUGAACCCGUCGCUGCAAAGAUUCCAAAACCCCCCUCCUUGCUACCCCAACAAUGGCGAAUGGGUGAUGACCAAGAGAAACUAUCCCUACGAUCAUCACUUCGGUGGAACCGCAAAAUGCGUGAAGUACGAGAGAAUCGGACCGUUCAAUGGGUACAGCAUGAACGUCAGGUUCUCUUGGUGCCAGGACGGUUAUGGACGUGGAUGUGGAUCAAGCGUCGGCCGUUACGUUCUCACUUCGAUGCCUGGAUACCGCACGAGGAACCAGUACAACUUCUUGGCCGUCAACGGUGUCGACAGUUACAGCAUGCACACGAUCUACAAAGACUGCAACACCUGCUUCAUCGCGCGUUAUCGCUAUGCUCUUAACGGAUACGGAUGCAUCCAGUGGCGCCGUCUGUCCCACACAUUCAACCGACGGGCCGACUACUGCGACUUCAUAUUCGACCUGUUCUGCGGAAACGCUCCCAAGUACCAGGUGUACGACGACUCCUGCAGCCGUGUGGUCGGAGGGUACAACGGCAACUACGGAUGGUGGAAGAAAUAAUCGGCCACUCUCGAGGUUUCGGUCUAUUUUUGAGGACAUAACCAAUAUUAUGAUCAUGGCAAUAAAUAUUAGACA
Messenger RNA from Rhipicephalus microplus (southern cattle tick), 739 nucleotides. RefSeq lists its product as uncharacterized. Gene Ontology annotation, biological process: symbiont-mediated perturbation of host defenses. The record is from RefSeq and is a predicted model, not a curated record. Gene Ontology annotation, molecular function: amine binding. NCBI's taxonomy places the organism in Eukaryota, Metazoa, Arthropoda, Arachnida, Ixodida, Ixodidae.